Messenger RNA from Cylindrotheca closterium, 1779 nucleotides. Lineage: Eukaryota; Bacillariophyta; Bacillariophyceae; Bacillariales; Bacillariaceae. The record is from the annotation of a GenBank genome assembly.
AUGGCCCUCUCUAACAAUGCUCAUACUCCAACAACGCUUCAAGCCGUAAAGAUUCCCUGUUGCUUAUGCGGCACCAUGAUUUUGCCGAACAACGCCAAUCAAUGUGGAACGUGUUUGGCGCAAGACUUUGAUUUGAAAUCGGAAUUGGAACGAGGACCUUCUGGUGCGCUUCAUCCCACGAUUUAUCAAUGUCGCAAGUGUCGUCGCUAUCAAAAGACGCCUACUUACUACGAGGCCUGUGAACCAGAAUCACCGGAACUCUUGGCCAUUUGUCUGAAACACAUUCCUGCUUUGCACGGCAGCAACUCCAGCAAGUACAAAGUUAAGGAAGCUUCCUGGAUUUGGACGGAGCCUCAUUCCAUGCGCUUCAAGGUUAAAUUGACGGUCCAAGCAUUGGUCCAAAAUGUAUUAGUCCAGCAACGGGUCGCCGUCGAACUUCAUUGUGGAUGGCAACAAUGUCCCGAUUGCAAUCGUGAAUUCACCAAUCGUACUUGGACGGCUCAAGUGCAAUUGCGACAACGUCGUCAAGAUCAUGGACACAAGGGACUCAUGACAUUGGAACAAGCCUUGAGAAACAAUGCUAGCAUUCGCAAACACGUUCUGAGCAUUGAUGCAAGCCGAGAAGGUUUGGAUUUUUAUUUUUUGAAUUUGCCUCAGGCCCAAAUGUUUUCCAAUUAUUUGCGCAAGAUUGCUCCCAUGAAAGUGAGCAGUAGCCUCAAAUUGGUCUCUACGGAUUCGCACUCCAACACGGCCCAUCGCAAACACACGAUUACCUGUGAAUUGGUCCCAUUGUGCGUCCAAGAUUUGGUGGUCAUUUCCAAAAGUUGCAAAAACAACAAAUUGGCCGGACGAUUGGCACUCAUAUUAAAAGUCAAGAGUGUGGUCCAUGCCAUUUCCGCCUCGCCAGUACGACAAAAUUUAGAACAAAGCAUGGUGGAAGUGUCCCCCGAUGCCUAUUACAAGUACGAAAAGUCGUAUCGAGUCUUGCAAGCCAGUAAUCGAUUGACUAGGUUCACGGUCAUGGAUGUGGAACUCUGUGACGAAGAAUAUGGUGGUGGUGGUGGCGGCGGUGACGAACAGCAACAGCAGCAGCAACAGCAACAACAACACCAGCUGUACAAGGGUCCCAAUAGUGGCAUUGAAAAGUAUGCACUGGCCGACGUCCAAGUCGUUCGUGAAUCGGAAUAUGGCGACAUGAAUGCCGAAGUCUUGUGUUGCGUCACCCAUUUGGGUCAUUUGCUCCAACCUGGUGAUGUCGUCUUGGGAUACGAUUUGGCCACCUUUGUGGGAGAUGGUGAUUGGGAUGCGGAAUUGAACAACAGCUUUGUCGUUCCCGAUGUGGUGUUGGUCAAGAAGGUGACACCCAAAAAGGGUGAAUUGGAUGCCAUUGCAACUGGCACUACUAGUGGCAGUGUUAGCAACAAGGAGACUUUGGAACCCAAACAUAAAUUGUCCAAAAAGAAGCAACGUCGUCGUCGUCGCAAGGAAAAUCGCAAAAUGAAGGAAUUGGAAGAACGGGUCGAACGCAUGGGAUUCUUGGACGAUGAAAAUGUGGGCGGCGAAGAAAAUGGAGACGAAGAAGAAGAAGAAUUUGAUCAAGACUUGGAAGAAGAUCCCGAAAUGGCAGCUGAAUUGCAAGCUCUGGAACAAGACUUUGCCAAUCUGGAAGCGCAGCAAGGGCAAGGAGGAGAUGAUAAUGGUAAUGAUGGAAAUGGUAAUGGUAAUGAUGAUGGUAAAGGCGUACAAGCACAGCAUGAGGUGGUGGAAGAGGCUAGAUGA